AUGGAAGCGGAUGUCGGCUUUUGCUUUCCCAUCAGGGAACUCUCAAGUACCUUGGUGAAGCUUAAGCUGUUUGAUCCUGCCCGCCACUCGAAGAUAUUCAUCGAGCAGACAGCCGAUAAGCCGGAGAUGUUUGCUCAUAUGCCGAUUGGGCCAUUUGCAGAUGUCGGAGAGUUCCUGACCAAGUACUUCUACCCGCAGGUAUGCAGGUGUAACACAAGAGUAGCCUUUGCUAUUAUAGAUAAGACCAAGCCGGGCCCAGAGGAGGAUGGAGGAGCAUUGGCGGGGAUUGUGACCUAUUCUUACGCAUCUGUGGCCAACCAAAUGCUGGAGAUCGCAUUUAUGGUCGUCUUCCCGGACUUCCAGCGGACACAUGUGACGACUCAUACUGUAGGAUUGAUGCUGCAGUAUGCACUUGACCCCCCUGACAGCAGUGAUCCGUCGAAGGGAGGGCUGGGUUUGCGCAAAGUGCUUUGGCAGACUGCUACGACGAAUGCAGCCUCCCGCGCAACGGCUAAGAAGAUGGGAUUCGAGCAAGAAGGGAUUCUGCGGUGGGACCGAGUGUUUUGGGACGCUGAGCGUAGGAAGAAAGAGGGCAGUGGAAAGAAGAUGCCGGCUCACGCAGACAAGAAAGCCGUUGGUAGGGACACAGUGUACUGUGGACUAUGUUGGGAUGAAUGGGAAGAAGGGAAGAGGCAGAUGGUUCAGCAGCUAAUGGACGGCUUUUUGCAGCGACAAAUAUAG
Messenger RNA from Nannizzia gypsea CBS 118893, 741 nucleotides. RefSeq lists its product as hypothetical. Gene Ontology annotation, molecular function: protein-N-terminal-alanine acetyltransferase activity; protein N-terminal-serine acetyltransferase activity. Lineage: Eukaryota; Fungi; Ascomycota; Eurotiomycetes; Onygenales; Arthrodermataceae. Bases 1 to 741 code for a protein of 246 amino acids. The record is from RefSeq and is a predicted model, not a curated record. The transcript is spliced from 2 exons.